AUGGCUGUUGGCUCUCAAGCCGUACGUAAAUAUCGUACUUUCCAAGCGCACGAGUCUGCUAUCCUAGUCCGCGACUUCCUCCUUGAGCCACAAGAUUUCGAGCUCUCCAUCGAGCGGUACUCUGUAUCCGUUACCUCAAUUGUAGGCUGGGGUCGGCGUGUCGACCGCAAGAACGACUAUGUCGCUCAACAAGCUCUCAAACUCAUGGAAGCCGUCAACUUCGUCGUCCCUGGCAUCUUUCUCAUGGAAGCUGUUCCGUUCCUGAUGCACUUGCCUGCUUGGUUAUACGCGUUGCCAAGUCAGAUGCGACUGGGUGCUAGCGUUUUGUCACGCUACUUUUACUUACUCACACAAGAAGGCGCCGAGGCAAAAGAACACAACUUUGGCAAGCAAGUCAUGGCCUCUCAGCAAGGCAGCGAUAUUACGGAUGUGGAGGUUGCAAGCCUCAUGGGCAACCUGAUUGGUGGUGGAGUAGAUACAACCAGCAGCACCAUGAUGUCGUGCAUCUUGGCAAUGGCACGCUUUCCAGAAGUGCAAAAGAAAGUUCACGCUGAGUUUGAUGCAGACAUCGACUCGAACGCGCUUCCAUACAUGACUGCCGUGGUCAAAGAGGCGCUUCGAUGGAGGACUGUCACUAUAUUAGCUGGCAUUCCUCAUGCUAAUACUGUCAACUUUGAUUACCAGGGCUACCAUUUCCCAGCUGGCACUAACUUUACUGGUAACAUGUGGGCUAUCCACAGGCAUCCACGCGACUUUCCCGAUCCAGACAGGUUCAUACCAGAGAGAUUUCUUGAGGGCGAAGGCAGUGCGAAACAACCGUACCCGAACAAGUACGGUAUGAAUCCUUUCGGUUGGGGACGUAGACAGUGUAGCGGCCAGCCGCUUGCCGAACAAGGCCUUCUCUACUCCCUCGCGCGAAUGAUGUGGGCCUUUAAUAUCCUGCCAGGUCUUGACGAGCAUCACAACGAAGUCAAAUUGGACAUAUUCGCCUACACCAACAGCGAGAAUAUGCGACCGGAGCCUUUCCAAGUGUGCUUUGUUCCACGCUCGGAUGCGAUUAAGAAUCUGCUAUUAGAUGAGGCUGGAGAAGCACGUGAGGCGUUGCGAAUCUAUGAUGGAGAAACCCGAGUGACGAUGGAAGACGCUGCCAACUACGCAGCAAUAUAG
Molecule: messenger RNA, 1167 nt
Organism: Alternaria alternata
Lineage: Eukaryota; Fungi; Ascomycota; Dothideomycetes; Pleosporales; Pleosporaceae
Product: cytochrome P450
Exons: 4
Coding region: 1-1167 (388 amino acids)
Molecular function (GO): oxidoreductase activity, acting on paired donors, with incorporation or reduction of molecular oxygen; heme binding; iron ion binding
Source: RefSeq, a predicted model, not a curated record